AUGUCUAAAGAUGCCACGCCCACAUCCGCCGUCGAAUUCUUCGACUCCGGCGCCGCCAAAUACGAACACUCAACCGGCGCAUGCACCCGAGACGUAGCCAAGUCGCUCCUCCAACUGCCCAUCCUGCAGGACUUCCCCGCCGGCUCCGUGCUCCUCGACAACGCAUGCGGAACGGCAAUAGUCGCUGAGGAAAUCAUCCUGCGAUGCAAAAGGUCAGGCAGACCGGUCCCUGAAAUACGGGCUGUCGAUCCGGCUGAAAAUAUGGUUGCCAUGGCGCAGCAAAAGAUAUCCACGCUUGGUGCGGGGGGUACAUGUAAAGUGAUGGCUAUGCCGGGAGAAAAGUUGGACUUUCCAAAUGGUUCGUUUACGCAUAGUGUUACGAAUAUGGGGAUUUUGUUCUUCAAGGAUGGGGCUGCUGGCGCCAAGGAGAUCUAUCGCACGCUCAAGCCUGGUAGUGUUGCUGUCGUUACAUCUUGGUCUGAUUUGGGGUAUUUGAAGGGUGUCAUUCAGCCGGCUCAAAAGGAGGCGAGGCCGAAUGACGUGCCGUUUGUUCUGCCCAUUUCACAAGAUUGGUUCAAGCCAAGCCAUGUGAAGAAAGUGUUGGAGGAGGACGGCGGGUUUAAGAAGGUCGAAAUUCAGGAAGUUGUUGCGCACUAUGGAGCUUCAAGCUUGGCUGAGUUGCAGGACAUGUUGCUCACUAUAUUUACGCAGUUGUGGAGCAAUUGGUCUGACGAGGAAAAGACAACGUUCAAAGCAGCCAUGGCUAAGCGUCUCGAAGCAGUUGCUGAGCCAUAUACCAAGCCAAGUGGAGAGCCCGGCUUGGGCAUCAGGAUGAAGGCCAUUGUAGCCGUUUGUCAAAAAUAG
Messenger RNA from Pochonia chlamydosporia 170, 864 nucleotides. Its product is annotated as methyltransferase type 11. The record is from RefSeq and is a predicted model, not a curated record. Gene Ontology annotation, molecular function: methyltransferase activity. The transcript has a single exon. The coding region runs from base 1 to 864 and encodes 287 amino acids. NCBI's taxonomy places the organism in Eukaryota, Fungi, Ascomycota, Sordariomycetes, Hypocreales, Clavicipitaceae.